AUGACUAUUGCUGCAUAUGCAUAUGAAACAAAUGAAGCAAGAAGAGCACAUGAACUAGUAAACGAAAACUCAACUUUAACCAUUGAAGGCAAUGAUUUAGUCAUUGACGAUGGAAAAACUAAAAAAGUCAUUGAUUUCGAUACUUUUAACACUUAUGACCCAUUCAUUACAACAAGCAAGGUUCCCAUCAUAAAUGAUGGAACGGUGCAAUAUAUAAAUUCAACAGUAGAUGCCUCAUUAGUGAAAGUACUGAAUGUUCUCAUUGAAUUGUUAAAGAGCUUUCGAUUUGACGACAACAUUAAAUGCCUAAAGAAUUUAGUCAUGAAUGAGAAACAAAUUCUCGGCGUUGCUGGUAGCAGUAAUGAUGUACACCUUAUGACAUUAGAAUAUUAUAACGAACAUAAAGAUGAACUGAAAGGAGAGAAGGGUGACACCGGACCUCAAGGACCACAAGGAAUACAAGGAAUACAAGGACCUCAAGGCGAGAACGGUUUGGAGGGUGUAGAUGGAAAGGAUGGAAAAACUGCUAAAUCAUGGAUAUGGAACCUUAUAAAUACUGGUUUAACAGCUGCGUCAUAUGGAGUUCUUCAAUACCAAAUCGGAAAGAUAUGGGCAGUACUUGGUGAAGAAGUUUUAGAUGACGUUAAAAAUGCUUUGAACUUCAUUUCAAAUGGUUCGGAUACUAUUAAAACUUUAUCUGGUUGGAUGCAAGAAACAAGGAGUCAAAUAGAUACUGUAAGACGUAUAGCAAACAAUGCACGUACGGGAUUGGAUACUUUACGAGAAGCACAAAAUACACUAAAGGAAGCAAAUGAUAUUCUUGGCUCAGUAUCAGACAUGCAUGAAGAUUGGCUUAAAGGUAUUGACAAAUCUUUAAAAAAUCACAGUCAGUCUAUUGCUGACUACAAGAAAAGUAUAGAUUUUUUACAUAGUGCUAUGGACGUACAUGAUGGAAGCAUAAGGAACUUACUUAAUGCUAACAAUAACUUACCAGGAACUAUUAAAGCAUUUAUAAAGUCCUUUGUAAAACCCGGUGCUCUAACAUUUAGGUCUUUGAGAGCAAGAGCAUUGAA
Messenger RNA from Trichomonas vaginalis G3, 1073 nucleotides. Its product is annotated as organellar and viral DNA polymerase type B. The record is from RefSeq and is a predicted model, not a curated record. The transcript has a single exon. NCBI's taxonomy places the organism in Eukaryota, Parabasalia, Trichomonadida, Trichomonadidae. The annotation marks the transcript as partial.